UACCAGCUAAUCACCCUUCAUGAUAUACCUCAAAUUUCUCUUGGAUUAAUACAAUUUCUGCAAUAUGUUGUUGAGAGAGACAGAAGCCAGAGACCCAGAACAAAAAAUCCUUGGAGCUGUGUUGAGGAAAAUGGAGUACAUCUGGUCUGAGUGGACGUAAACAAGCUUGCAGAGCCCUUUUCCCUGUCUAAAGCUACUUCCCCAGAAGGUGUGUUCAGGAAAUGACAGAAGGGCUAUAAAGGGACCCCAAGAUGCUCAUCCCCUCACCUGCCUUUGGACAUGGCUGUGCAGAGCCUCCUGCAGUGCCUGGGCUCCAGCUCGCUGCUCUGUUUGGCAGCAGGGCUGUUUGCCCUCCUUUACUUUCUCUCUAGCUCCAAGAAGUCAGUGUGCAAUUUGCCCCCUGGGCCACGACCUCUUCCUCUGAUCGGGAACCUGAACGUGGUGGACCUGAAAAAGCCGUUCCAGUCACUGACAGAGCUCUCCAAGAUAUAUGGCAAUGUCUUCACGGUGCAUUUUGGACCCAGGAAGGUCGUGGUACUGGCUGGAUAUGAAACCAUCAAGGAUGCCCUUUUAAAUCAUGCUGAAGAGUUUGGAGAGAGGGCAGAAAUACCCAUAUUUAGAAAAAUGACACAAGGAAAUGGCAUAGCAUUCAGCCAUGGAGAGCUGUGGAAAACUAUGAGAAGAUUUACCUUGUCCACACUGCGAGAUUUUGGAAUGGGAAAGAGAACCCUUGAGAUCCGAAUCCUGGAGGAAGUAAAUUCCCUUAUCAAAUAUUUUGAAUCCUAUCAUGGCAAACCAUUUGAUACAAAAAUGAUACUCAACAAUGCUGUAUCCAAUGUCAUCUGCUCUAUAUUGUUUGGAGAGAGAUUUGAAUAUGAUGAUCCAGUAUUUCUAACUUUGCUGAAGCUGAUAAAUCAAAAUACAAAGCUGUUGGGCUCCCCUAUGGUGCAGUUAUAUAACUUCUACCCAUCCCUUGGAUUUCUGUCUGGAGCUUCCAAGACUGUACUACAAAAUAUCCUUGAACUGAAUGCUUUUCUCCAGAAGCUCUUCCAGGAACACAAAGAGGAGCUCAAUGAGAAUGACCUAACAGGCUUUGUCGAUGCCUUCCUGGUGAAGCAAAACCAGGAGUCAAAGAAACCACACACUGCAUUCAGCAAUGGAAACCUGAUGUUUUCAACCCUGGACCUCUUUGCUGCUGGGACUGAGACUACAUCCACAACUGUGCGCUGGGGGCUGCUGCUGAUGAUGAAAUACCCAGAAAUUCAGAGAAGGAUUCAGGAAGAAAUGAACCAUGUCAUUGAACCAGGAGAGCUACCUAAGUUGGAGGACAGGAAAAAAAUGCCGUACACAGAAGCAGUAAUACAUGAAAUACAAAGGUUUGCCAAUAUUGUCCCCAUGGGCGUAUCCCGAUCGACUCCCAGAGAUGUGAAUUUCCGAGGCUACGUGAUUCCUAAGGGUACUGAGAUUAUUCCACUGCUGACCUCUGCUCUGAAUGAUGAGUUACACUGGAAAACCCCGGAUCAGUUCAACCCUUCCCAUUUCCUUGAUGCCAAUGGGAACUUCAUUAGGAGAGAAGCAUUUAUUCCAUUCUCCAUAGGGCGAAGGGCUUGCCUUGGUGAAGGACUGGCCAGAAUGGAGCUGUUCCUCUUCUUUUCAGGCUUGCUCCGCAAAUUUGUUUUCCAGCCUCCUCCAGGAGUGGAGAAGUCAGACCUGGAUCUCACUGCUGAUGUCGGCUUUACCUUGACUCCCAUGCCUCACCUGGUUUGUGCUGUGCCCUGUGAAUGA
This is a messenger RNA of Passer domesticus (house sparrow), 1785 nucleotides long. Its product is annotated as cytochrome P450 2K4-like. The transcript has 10 exons. Gene Ontology annotation, cellular component: cytoplasm; intracellular membrane-bounded organelle. NCBI's taxonomy places the organism in Eukaryota, Metazoa, Chordata, Aves, Passeriformes, Passeridae. Bases 280 to 1785 code for a protein of 501 amino acids. Gene Ontology annotation, biological process: xenobiotic metabolic process. Gene Ontology annotation, molecular function: iron ion binding; heme binding; oxidoreductase activity, acting on paired donors, with incorporation or reduction of molecular oxygen, reduced flavin or flavoprotein as one donor, and incorporation of one atom of oxygen. The record is from RefSeq and is a predicted model, not a curated record.